CACAAGAUGGCGGCCGGUGGGAGCGGCGGGGGCCCCGGGGGCCUCUCCUCCUCCGGCCCGCAGCCGCCGCCGCCUCCGGGCAACGGGGCCGCGGCCGCCGCCUGCACCAACGCCCCCGCCUCCCCGCCGGGCCUCACCUACAACCAGUGCGGGGCCGGCAACCCGGCGGCGGCGGCCGGGGGUCCGGGCUCGGCGGGCGCGGCGCCGGCGCUGGGCGGGGCGGGCGGCCCCCUGCAGCGGGAGCCCGUGUACAACUGGCAGGCCACCAAGCCCACCGUGCAGGAGCGCUUCGCCUUCCUCUUCAACAACGAGGUGCUCAGCGACGUGCACUUCCUGGUGGGCAAGGGCCGCGGCUCGCAGCGCAUCCCGGCCCACAGGUUUGUGUUGGCUGUGGGCAGUGCGGUCUUCGAUGCAAUGUUUAAUGGUGGAAUGGCCACAACUUCUACAGAGAUUGAACUGCCUGAUGUGGAGCCUGCGGCCUUCCUAGCUUUGCUAAACAUCAACCGUUUCCAGCAGGUGGAGAGCCGCUGGGGGUACAGUGGGACUAGCGACAGGAUCAGGUUCUCAGUAAACAAAAGGAUAUUUGUAGUUGGGUUUGGACUGUAUGGAUCAAUACAUGGGCCGACAGACUAUCAAGUAAAUAUACAGAUCAUCCACACAGACAGCAAUACAGUACUGGGUCAGAAUGAUACUGGCUUCAGCUGUGAUGGAUCCUCCAGCACUUUCCGGGUCAUGUUUAAAGAGCCUGUUGAGAUUUUACCCAACGUCAGCUAUACAGCAUGUGCGACACUAAAGGGUCCAGAUUCUCACUAUGGAACCAAAGGACUGCGCAAAGUGAUCCAUGAAUCACCAACAACAGGAGCCAAAACCUGCUUUACUUUCUGUUAUGCGGCUGGGAAUAACAACGGCACUUCUGUGGAGGAUGGACAGAUCCCAGAGAUUAUCUUCUAUACAUAGUGCAGCUGUUGGAAUCAGGUGUGCUGGGUGAACGUUUGUCCCCCCCCCUCGCCCCAAUGCCUUCCCAAAUGAAAUUGCUGGCUGAGGUCAACUGUGCCAGUGGGAGCCACGCUAGCCAAAGGUCUCGCUAAAAUAAUUGUAAAGCUCAUUUUGCCUUGUGCUAGUGAUGCUGCUGCUACCACCACCAUAUACAGACUAACUGGUUUACUGGUGUCAUUUGUAGGUUGCCUGUGGCUAGUAACUCUUCAUUUUACCGAAAACCGUCUAAUUUCGUGGCUUCUUUUAUUGUAAUGAAUGUAGAUGCUUUUACAUCAGUUGGAAGCGUGGAAACAAGUGGCUCUGAUUGUGGUUAAAUUCUCCACUAGGUGACAAUUCUGCAAAAAGAAAAUUCCUAUUGAGGGUCAUAUUGACUUUCUUCUUCCUCGGCCUUACUUGGGAUUGGGAUGAGAGGGUUGCAAGGCCGAUUCAGCAGUGCUGCCAAAAUUGGCAGGUUUCUUUGAGAGAGGUUUCACGAGAAUGUGCCUGCCAUGCUGCCAGGCUGUACGUACCUUCGCUGUUUUCAGAAAAUUAGGGAAACUGGUGUUCACGGAGAUUUUCCUGUUUCAGCACUACAUAUUGUGGGAGACCUCAGAAUGGACUCCCAGCUCCAGGAGAGCACCUCUGCAGAGACAGACCAGCGUUUUCAUGUGGGCGUUUUUGCUAAUUUGAGAUAAUCCUUUAAAUUGGACAGUUAGUGUAACCCAACAGAGUCCCCUAGUGGUUAGAUGAUCCUGUACGGAGGUGGAGAGGCCCAGUA
Gopherus flavomarginatus (Mexican gopher tortoise) is the source of this 1753-nucleotide messenger RNA. It is a transcript of the gene BTBD2, whose product is annotated as BTB domain containing 2. Lineage: Eukaryota; Metazoa; Chordata; Testudines; Testudinidae. Gene Ontology annotation, molecular function: protein binding. The transcript is spliced from 6 exons. The record is from RefSeq and is a predicted model, not a curated record. The coding region runs from base 7 to 957 and encodes 316 amino acids. Gene Ontology annotation, biological process: neurogenesis. Gene Ontology annotation, cellular component: cytosol; P-body.